Linnemannia hyalina is the source of this 1473-nucleotide messenger RNA. Lineage: Eukaryota; Fungi; Mortierellomycota; Mortierellomycetes; Mortierellales; Mortierellaceae. The record is from the annotation of a GenBank genome assembly.
AUGCUCAACUACAACUCCUCGCCCCUGUCCUGCGCUUCUUCCUGCUCUUCCUCGCCCUUCUCUUCUUCCGAUAACGCCGCCGAGCUCGAUAUCCUCGACAUGCAAAUGUUCUUCCCCUCAGAGCCCUCCAUCUACCAGCAAAUCCUCGAUAUCGAUGACGUCCUGGGUCAGCAGCAACAGCAACAGCAGCAGCUCCAGCUUGCCCAUCAGCAGCAGAAGCAGCAGCAGUUCCAAUACGAGAUGGCUCGCAUCGGCUUGGGCACUCCCCCAACCUCGCCCCCAGCGCCUGCCUUCCAUAACUACUACGAGCAACAAGGACAAGCCAUCCAUAAUGUGUAUGUCACUCCUGCUCCAGUCUCUCUCGUUCAACAACCUCAGCAACCCUCUUCCUUGCCUCAAAAGCCCGAUACAAAGCUUGAGCAAGAACUGGCGUAUCUUGAAUUGAUGCAACAGUUUGAUAACCUCGAGAGUUCUCUCUUUAGUCACAGUCCCAUUAGUAGCUGCAGCAGCAGUCUGAGCAACAGCCCCUACGCAGAGUCUCCUCUCUCGGCCAUCAGCACGGACUUUGACCUCUUCCCCAUGAACAACAUCUCGGCACCCCAGCGCCACCAGCCUCAGCAACAGCACCCAAGCAUGAGCUACCCUUCCGUCCCCAUUAUGGCCCCCCUCGCAGCAACGGCUCAGUAUAACCAGCCCAACGUCUAUCAUCAAAUGACGCCACCCAUGCACCAGAUGGAACUUGAGCGGGAAGUCUGCUCGCUCUUCCGACCCGAUCCCAGCAUGCCAAUGACAGCCGAUAUGUCCCAGUUGUGCAAGUGUCCAGGAAAGUUCCCCUGCGGAGGAGAAGCUCCCGUUGCCCAGGACAUCGUCACCUCACCCAUCUCUUCGUCGAUCCCCCAGAGCAGCUCGCCCUUGCAGAGCAUCUCCGAGGAUGACUUUUCAGAAUCAGAUUCGGGAUCAGAGGAGGACCAGGAUUGGGAUCCCAGCUAUCUCCCCUCCAACGCAAGGACCGCAGUCGGAACUGCCGUUGCAAGAUCAGCCGUUGGCGGUCCUCGAUCUCGCGUGGACAAGGUGAGACCAAAAUCUUUGGUCAUUUCGUCGUCGGUCGCGAGCGCCCCUUACUCGAAGGAGUCGGCCCAAUCUCCGGUUCGCCAGGAUCGCCGCCGCUCCUCAUCUGGGUCGUAUAGCUCUGGAAACGGGGGUCAGCAGUUACUUGACCCCGAGUUACUCCCCAAGAUCACCGACAUCCACGUCUGUCCUGUCUGCGCAAGACGCUUCUCGCGUCCCUUCAACCUGCGCUCGCACAUCAUGACCCACACCACCGCUCGCCCUUACGCAUGCGAUGAGUGCCACUGGUCCUUUACCCGCCAGCACGAUCUUCUGAGACAUAAGCGCGCUAAGCACCCCAACUCCGUUUCGUCCUCGACUGCUGGCGGCCACAAGAACGAAACCAUCCCCAACUCUGGUGUCUGA